CAGGAGGAAUUGAUGCACUUUUUUCACUUUGCUCUGGAAUGAGAUGAACUGCGCUUUAUAAAGCGUACGGUAUGGAUUUUAUCAGAAAUAGUUUAUUUAGGAUCAUUCUGUAUACAACUUUAUAAAAGAAGCCCUGGUUCUUAAAAUAAGACACUUCUUGAUUUUUGUUUUGUUUUAUUUUACAUCAUUUUGAGGCGUCUGGUUGAAGGAUUUCCUGACUGAUGAUGAUGAGGAGGAGGAAGAGAAGGAGGCGUCUCAGCGGGACGGAUAGGUAGCCCUGCUCUCUUUUCUCCUCUCAAUGAGGGACGGAGCUCAAUUAGCAUUUCACAAGUCCCUUUCUCCUUUCCUCCCGCUCUUCCCCGCGGAGCCGCUGCUUUCUCCGGGAUUGUCCUGCUUCUGGCCCUUGUCUCCGUUGGCAGGGUGACAGUAUUCGAGUGUGCAAACUUGUGCCAUUGUCCCUCGGCCAGAAGGAGCCAUGGAGACCCACUAAUAUGACACAGGAAAAUGUUUGCUGAUGGCAAUUCUAUGGGCUUUGUCUAACUCUUUCUCUUUCACGACGACUCGAUUUAAGUCUCAGAAUGUUUGACUACAAAUGCGAGAGUGCUCUCCGGCUCCUCCGCCUUUGUCCCGCGAGGUUUGAAUGAGUAAUUCAGCUUUUGUGUGGCUCGAUUGAGGGGGCAAACAGAAAGACAAGAUUCUUGAGCGCUCAAGCCCCCUUUCCAUGGUUAUGCGCAGAUCUCCUCCUCCUCCGGACAGCGCUGGACGGUGCGGAGCGCAGCUUCAGAUCCGGGAAGCAGCGAGGCGAGACCCUCCAGAGACCCUCGCUCCGAGCCCAAGAACACUUCAAGAACAGCCCGCGGAACCGGCGAGCGCGCGGAGCGUCGGGCCACCGUUGAGACCGAGGAAACAUCGCCUCCGCUCGCUGUUCCUCGGGGAUUUCCAUGACAACAGUCUGGCGUGGCAAAGAAUCCGACACCGGGAUCUCUGCGGCGCAUUGUGAGGAGAGUGAGGUCGCUGAUUGGCUCAGGAGAGCACCAUAACUACACCGAGUCGAUAGUCGUUCCGCUCCUCCGAGUGCCUGGGCUAUUACAGAGGCCGGCGAGCUGGACAGCGCUCCUGAUGCGCUCCUGGGGUCGUCGUCGCGGCGGGUUUGCUCCAGAAGCGGAGGUCAGGGCUGUACUGGACUGAAGAUGUGCUGCUGAGGUGUGAGCGAGCGCGAUGGCGAGCUCCGACAGCGAGGUGAAGACGCUGCUGAACUUCGUCAAUCUGGCGUCGAGCGACAUCAAGGCGGCGCUGGACCGAUCCGCGCCCUGCAGGCGCUCCGUGGACCACCGCAAAUACCUGCAGAAGCAGCUCAAGCGCUUCUCGCACCGCUGCGCCAAGGGGCCGCGCAGAGGCAGCGACGCGACGCUCGCCGAACUCUCCGCGGAUAACGCGCCGCUCCGCGGCGGGGGAGACGCGCGUUUGAACGCGGGGCAGAUCCCGAUGCGCGAGCGGCAGCUCCCCGCGUCCUUCUGGAAGGAGCCGCGCUCCUCCUCCGGCGGCCAGCGUCUGGAGCACCUCCUCAAGAGCAACGCGAGCGGGACUGCGCGCGUCAGAUCGCCGGCGGUGAGAGCCAAGACGGUUUAUGAAGACUUGAACGCGAACGCGCUGCUGUCCGGUAACGCGGUGUGCGCGUGCGCGUGCUGCUCGCUCCCGUGCCGCUUUCUGCUCCCGCACGCGCACGCGCUCAGGAACAGCGCGUCGGAGCGCGGCACUGAGAUAUCGCGCAGCUUCAUCGACGGACUGCAGCGCAACAGCGCACACGUGGUGAUCAAACCCAUCCCCACCAAACCCGCGGUGUCCGCCUCCGCCUUCAGCGCGCUCGGCUUCAUCUAGAGACUCUUCAGACAGUGUUCUGUGGUCACCAGUGUUGGGAAGCUCACUUCGGAAAUGGAAUAGAUUAGAUCACAAGUUACCCUGUCGAAAAUGGAAUAAGUAGUGUAACUAUUUAAAUUACUUUAUUAACUAAUUACAUUUGAUUACUUUUCUAAAUUUCUAACCAAACUGUUAAUCAUUUUCAAACAUGGGUUAACCUUACAGAACUCAACACUGAUUACUGUCAGACUUUCACAAUCCUUCAUCAGCUGAAUUAAGAUUAUAAUCAUUUCAUUUUAAAGCACAGCCACCACAAAAUCAGACUUUAGCACCUCUUUUAACUUUGAGGUUAAAUACAGAUUUAAAAUCAUAACAAGAAAUAGUUUAAUAGAUAUAAUACUCUUUUUGAAAUCAAAUGUUUGCACAGUUAUGACAGGAAACACAUGCUAACAAUGCUUUGGGAAAAAACAGUUAAUCUUAAAAAUAAAGCAUAUACACAAACAGGAAAUAAAACAGUUAUGGAAUAAACAUGUUGCUGUCUCAUAUUUGAGAGCAGACAGUGCAAUUUAUGAAAGAAAUCAAUUAAAUCUGUGUGUGUGUGUGAAAAUAUUCAGAUGUAACCCUCUUUGUAAUUGUUAACAUUUUCAUAAGUAGCUGUAAUUUAAUUACACAUUUUUUCUCAGUAACUGUAACAGAUUACAGCUAGAUCUAUUUUGUAAUUAAAUGAUGUAAUUCCGUUACAUGUAGCUAGUUACUCCCAACACUGGUUUUAACCCGUUACUGACACGGAUCUGAGCAGGUUUAAUGAUCACUCGACUUUAAGCACUUAAAGUACAGAUGUAGCAAGAAUGAAACACACGUGUAGUGAUGUUCAUGGACUUUAGUGCAACUGAAGAUAUUAAAAUAUGAUUUGUCAGGAGGAGACAGCGCUUUGUUUCGUGUGAGAGCAGAUGAUGUUUGUGGUGUGACUGUCGAGAAUCACAGCGCUUCUCUCUUCCAGCUCAAACAUCUGCACGAUUUCACCGUGAUGCAGAUUAUUUAUUCUUUUUUAGUUGAUGAGUUAGAGAUGUUGUCACACUAAAAACCUGACUGUAAUCCAGAUCUUGUGCUAAAUUAGCUGAUUAAAUCUGGUAAUAAUUGACUGUCUUACACUGUCUGUUAAUGAAAGGAAUGAGCUUUUGUAGAGAUCAGACACUCGG
This is a messenger RNA of Onychostoma macrolepis, 3056 nucleotides long. RefSeq names its product protein FAM181A-like. Lineage: Eukaryota; Metazoa; Chordata; Actinopteri; Cypriniformes; Cyprinidae. Bases 1219 to 1878 code for a protein of 219 amino acids. The transcript has a single exon. The record is from RefSeq and is a predicted model, not a curated record.